This is a messenger RNA of Zootermopsis nevadensis, 6162 nucleotides long. RefSeq lists its product as uncharacterized. The record is from RefSeq and is a predicted model, not a curated record. NCBI's taxonomy places the organism in Eukaryota, Metazoa, Arthropoda, Insecta, Blattodea, Termopsidae.
GUAAGAACAUUCUACUUUAAGUUACUCUAGCUUUGGUGAUUAUAGUUAAAUACAUCCUAUUAUCUUUAUGCUAGUUAAAUAUUAUCUUCAACUAGUGUGACUAAAACUAACCUAUCUUAGAGUAUAAUGUUUUUAUUGGCGCACAACACCACCACUUUUGUGAUGAAAUAACAAAAACCUCAAUGUCACAAUUAUCAUAGAAAAAAAUACAUUUAUUUUAAGUGGCAGGGAGAUAAUGCACAAGAACCCAGGAGGUUAUUUUAACAGCGUCUAUUUGUCGUGGAUGGAAGUGUGUGUUUGAUGAAAACAGUGGUUUUAUUUAAUCUGCAGAAAGAUUAGACAGCAGUGAUGAGUAAGAAAAUUGGAGUGUCAAGGCAGAACAAUGGUGGGGAAUCCAACGAUGUCAGCAUAAAGGACAAUAAUGCUUCACUACAUGUUAUUGGAUGUGUCCGCACUCACAAGGAGAAACCAGAAGACAGUCGUCUCACAGCCUUCUUGCAAGCACAGAAGCAGAAGUUUGAAGAAGAAGAUUCUAAGGAGCUGGAAAGUGAAACUCAAGUUUUGAGAGCUGAGAAUCAAAAGCGAGUUGAAGAGAUGCUGCAGAAAGCAAAGGAAGACUUGCACAAAAGGAAGGAAAAAUGCAGUGAGGAGGAAGUGAAAGUGCUUGAUAAAUUGUAUCAUAAAGCAGAUGCACUAGAGAUGCUGCGUAAGACGGAGUGGUUGCGAAACCAGGACGAUCACAAUGAGUUGUGCAGUUCAUACACAGCACGAAACAACAUGGCACACAUGAGCAUGGUACAGUCAUUACCACUGAAGAAACAAAACACUGAUGAUUAUUUUAGUGGUACAAAACAGAGUAAGAACAAAGGGAAGCGCAAGAAGAAGACUGAGAUUGUAAUCAACUUGAAGGAGCUGGAGAGACCGCUUCUCGAAGCAGCCGCUCAGCAGAAACCUGUGCUGUCCGAUCAAAGAUCUGGAAGUGCAUGCAGACAGCAGACACCUGUUGACCAACCUCCUGGGAUAACCUGCUGGCAACAGAAAUCUGGUUCAGAACUGUUUCCUAAUGUUCAAACACGGCCAUUGACUAUUUGUGGUGUUGGAAGAACUGAAGAGGAAUUGCUGAAACUGGCCCUAGAAGAGAGCUUGAAGACAUACAAAGAUGAAAAAGUCAAAUUCAUUGAUCUCAAUGAGGCUAACCGCAUAGAUCACCAACACCUUAAAAAAAGUAACAAUGCUGGAAUCCAGUUGCCAUUGCCGGAGCCAGUUGAGAACGAGUCAUGGGAUUGUCCUGAGGAAAUGGGGCAGAUUGGAAGUCUCAGCAUUUUGGAGAAGAGACUGACAGUAGCUGAUCAGAUGAAAGAUAACCCAGAAAACAGUAAAAAACAUCAUGGCAGACAGAAACCACAAUUGAACAAAGAGUCAGAAAGUGUGAAAAUGGGUGGGCAAAAGAAAUAUAUACCAAGAAAUAAUGAUGAAACUAAUCUGGCAACUGACAAAAAGGAUGGAUCCACAGGCCACUGUGGAACCAGAGAGGAUGGUCAGAGUAAAAGUAGCAGAUUGGAAUCUGACUCAUGUUACAAAGACAUAAUCAGUGAUUUGAAUCAUGUCAAAAGAGAAUGUGAUGAAAGAAUAUGGGGGCCACUCAAGAAUGAUGAUGAGUGUGGAAUUAAGAAACAUGAUCAAAACCAGAGUAAUUCUGUAUCUGAUCCUUUUACAAAUUGGGGAGAGAGCAAGACUCAUACAUAUGUGCCUCAGGAUAGUAGCAGCAGGACUCAGGAACAGGUUGACUGGAGUGAGAGUGAUGACCAUUAUGAGAACGUCGGGGAACGUUUGUCAGGGUCUUAUAGAAACCAGGGAGAGAGCAUGACACAGAUGUACAAGCCUCAGGCCAGUGAUAUCAGCACUCAUAAACCGACUGACUGGAUUCAAGAGAAGGCUCUGUUUGAGAAUCAGAAGUUUCAUAGUGACCAUAAUCCUGUACCUAAAAAUGUGAGGAUAGGGAGAUCACAGGGUGAUAAGUAUUAUCAAGAAAAUGCUGAGAGUGGAAAUCAAAACUAUGUAGAAGAUGACAAAUCUGUUUAUUGCUAUGAUACAGUAUGGAAGACUGAGAAGAAUAAUGAAUGGGAUGGAGAAACAAAACGAGAUAGUAGCGUGCAAAAACGUGAUCAUAUGUCUCAGGGUGCUAGGAUUUGUAAGGCAGAAAAGGCAAGUAGCUUUGGGAGAGAUGAGAGACUGAAAAUACCAGAAAAGAGAAUUAUGAGGCACUUUUCUAGCAAGGAGUCUGAAGAUUCUGGCACAGGUAUGUUUACUGAUGCCAAAAAUAAGGUGCAGAGUGAUUUGGGUAAAUGCAUUGAUAGCACAAUAUUACCUCAUGAUAAAAAUGACAAUCAUUGUUAUUCUGAGAUGCUUGUUGAGCAGUUCUUCAACUACGAACCAUUGUCUGUACAAAAGAGCCCUCAAGAUGUUGCGCAGGCCUUUGCUACUCAAAUUCAUGAUGCUCAUCUGCAACAAACUCAUAGCCCACUUGUGGAUUCUCCUACCUUUGCUUCACAGUUCCAUCAUGCAGCCAGUUCCUUCUUGCCACCUGUGACUUCCACAGCUGAAGUUAGUCACAGUACCAGCAGAUUACCUGCAUUGAUGGGUAUGAGCAUGCCGCCUCAUUUAUGUAACACUGCGUGCCAGGUUCCAAAUCAGGCAUGUCAGCCUGUACCAGCUGCUAUCAUCCAAAAACUCUUUGAAUUGUUUAUGCAAGAACAACAGCAGCAUAUUAUGAGCAUGAACUACCUGCUUCAAAUGGCAGUCAUGAAUUCUACAGGAUUACCAAAUACACAACCAGAUCCCAAGUUGCAAGCUCAACAAACACAUUCAGCGUCAAUGCUGGCAACACUUGGAGGAUUUUGUACAAGUUACAAUGAUUUGCUUCUGCAGAAUAAUGCUUUAUUAAACCCAUCUGUUCCUCAAAUGGUGGGUCCAUCAAUGUUAGGAAUGGACCAGACAUUUUCUGUGCGUAAUACACCAAUACCAAAUGCAAGUAUCAACCUGGACACUACAGUUAGUUCCUUGCCAGAUGUUUCAACCUUGAUAUUACAUCAUGGGGAUCAGACCAGCAAUUCAGUGCUGAUGCCUUCUCCAUCUACAGUUGAUCCUAAGAGUGUGACACAUCAGAACUACCAGUCCGCUCAAACCCAGAUGCCAGCUGUUGGCAAUAUGAAUAAUAUGAUGCAGCUUCUAACACCUGGUCCAAACAAUCAGCCUUUUGGAGCAAGACCGAUGGGUGUGGCUACAUCUAGCAAAAUGGUAUUCAAUAGAGGAAGAGGACGACUGAAUAUUUAGGAAGAGAAAACAGUGAAGGUUAAAUUGUUGGCUGUUUGAGAGUUGGUAAAGAAUUGGGUCUGUGGAACAAAACAUUUCAUAAUCUGGUCAUUUGCUGCAAAUUGUUUUGUUUUCCACGUUAAAAAAUAAUAUCUAUAAUUUAUGAAAUGCUGACAGAAUAGCCUUGCCUGAUAUGCUGAUUUACAGAAAUCCAGUUGAUAUGAAGACGUCAAUUAAUAUUUGAAAAUAAGAUUUGUUGCUUGGCAAUAUCAGACAUAUGGUAUUUUCGAUUUUUAAGCACUGCUGUUAAAAAUAUUUGAUUAGCACUUUCUUGUAACUUUGUAACAUGUGAACUUAAAGUUGCAAAAGUUUGCAGCAUGAGCUGAUUUAUUGAUACCUUAUAAAAAGACUUCAUACUGAUGUCAGGAGAUUAUUAAGAAUGUUUAAGCACUAGUGUCUUGCCACUAGUGAAAAUAAUCAGUCAACAUUCCUGUGAACAGGUUGACUAGACUGCUGUAACAACUCAGGUGAGUUGCCAAGGAGAUUUAUCCAUGGAAAUUUCUUGAGUGGCCGCCAUGUAAUUAAAUCAUACGUGGCAUAUUUCUAAUAUUGUACCCACAUACUUAUUGUGUAUUAAAUUCUUAAUUGUCAAAUUUAAGCCCUAGACGCAGCAUUGUUCGAACUGUGAUUGGAAUCAAGGUCAAAUACAUACCAUACUUUGUCAAAUUUUCCUUUUGCGCCAGACUUUGCAAGGAUUUCAAAUUGCGGAGUGAAAGUUUCUGCUGUAUUCUCUCGGGCUUGGAUUGAGUAUAUUUGUAUUCAUCGUCACUCCUGCAUUGUAUCAAUUUAGUCUUCUGUUCAGAUGUCUUGCAUUUCAUACCAAGAUUGCUAAUUUGUAAAAUUCAUGAGUAGAUAAAUUAGUUGUUGGACUGAGUAUCUACAAAUGUUGUUACUGAUUGAGUUUUAUGUCUUGUAUGGGCAUGACUAAGUUUUGUUUAGUUUGAUUGUCUCAGUUCCACAUGUUUCUUAACUGAAUUUAGUCAGCUUUCUUUCUAGAUUAAUAAAAAAGAAAAACUUUUAAUUCUUCCCUUCCAACAUUUAUGUCAAACUGUUGAUAUUUCUUAUAUUUUGAUGUUUUAAAUACAAAUAAUAAGAUUUCUGCAUAUGUUUUAAUUUAGUUGUUCGUAGAGUUUACACUAGUGUAGACAGACCAAACAUAUACUGAAAUAUUAUUCCUUUGCUAAGUCGUGAUUUAGAUUUGCUGAGUUUUAGAAAAUGCAUUAAUUUACCUUCGCUUACCACAUUCAAGUUCAUUUAUUUUUUCACGUUGUCAUUAGUUCUUCUGUUUGUUGCUUUUAUCUCCAUUAAAUGUAUUAGUCAUCUUGGAGACAUUAACAACAAAAGAUUAUUUUUAGUACUGUAAAAAUUAUCGUAGCAUUUUAGUAUGCCUUGAAUGUGUAACCCUUGGAUGUCUUUGGUAUAAACACGUGGUCAUCAACUGUGACACUCCCCUUCUUUACUUGGAGUUCACGCAUACAACCAUAACAGUCAUUAAUGUGGUAUUGAAAUCAAAUCAGCAUUUCGAUAAUGUCACAGCGUGUCGUUAUUUUAAAAGUGUAAGAGUGUUCUUAUGUACUUUCUGAAACUGCUAAGAAUCUGUUAUUCUUAGCACAGUCUGGUAAAAGCCACCCAUAAAUCAAAGUUAUAAAAUGUUCAUCCUGCUUAUAAUUUAAUUUCUUUUAACUUCUGCAGAAUUUUGAGGCAUGGCAUAAUCUUGCAGUACAAAAAUUUACCGCAACUUUGCUUAUUUCUUGUAGCUGCUGCACGUUACAUUCCCAAUGUGAACAGUUUUAUUUUUCUUUGUGUGGAAAAGAUGUUUUGAUAUUUGCUCAGCCUUCAUCUGUCACUCCAUGCAUUAUGUACUGCCCAAUAUAUGUAUGGUAGUUAUUUCUAUCCAUAAAUAUUUUAACUCUGUAUAGGAAUACAGCAAACAGAUGAUUAUUAAUCUCUUCAUUAAUUCCCUUAACAUCUUAGCACAGUUUUCAUUCACUGAAGUCAGACUGUUUUUUUAUAAUUGCUAUUGAACGUAAUGGUUAUUGCUAACUUCCUGAGGUAUGCUCCGCAUUUAUCAAAAUCUUUAUUUUAGGUUUUCCUGUGGAAAAAAACAUUUGAAGUAUAAAACAAGUAAAGACAAAAUUUAAAUAACUGGAUUAUUGGUUUUAAAACUGGUAGUUAAAACUUCUGAAUGAAGGUUCAGUGUGGGCUUGCCACAUUUAUGGGAGAUGGGGAUUUUAAGGAUUGUAUUAUGUGUGUGUAAUUUCUUUUUCAGUUUCUGUUCUAGCAGGAAGUUUAACUUACACUGCCACUCCCUCUGUCUUCCACACCUCUGUUUUCUUUAUUAAGCAAUUAAAAUUGUAAUCUUAUAAACCUGCAACCUGCUAAAACAUCGUCUUCCAGCUCAUGUCUGGUUGGCACUUCGAUUUCGUUGGCAUCGAUGCUAAGAUUUGGGUGUUGAUGUCAUGGCAGUGAAAUUUCAUAGAGAACAGCAUUGCAUGUUGUUUAAUUUGGUUAUUCUGUUAAGAUUGUCAGAAUGUGAUAUGUUAGGUAUUAAGAGUGAUCCCUGUGCCUAAAUGUUAACGCAGUUUCUCAUAACUAUAUAUUAUAUUGUUCCAUAUAGCUGUAUAACAUUGUCUCAAGAACAGAAUUUUAUUGAUUGGUGCUUUAUGUUUCUGUAUUACAGUAAUUUGUUAUUGAUAAUCAGUAGUGUUGUUCAAAUGACAUACGGAUGGUACAAAGUAAUGUACUGUUUUAUUUUUGUAUCAUUGCAUGUAUUAAAUUCUACAGAUUGUA